Molecule: messenger RNA, 1179 nt
Organism: Rana temporaria (common frog)
Lineage: Eukaryota; Metazoa; Chordata; Amphibia; Anura; Ranidae
Gene: ACBD6
Product: acyl-CoA binding domain containing 6
Exons: 8
Coding region: 151-1008 (285 amino acids)
Molecular function (GO): fatty-acyl-CoA binding; protein binding
Source: RefSeq, a predicted model, not a curated record
CACAUGCGCGGUACCCUUUUGCCAGUUUAAAAUCCCGGAUGUCAGUAGGCGCCGGGGUACCGGUGCAGUGUGGGGAAAAGGUGUCAGUCCGGCGGUGCAGGUCCGGUGUCCGGGCAGACUAUGCGGGCGGGGUGUGUGUGAGCUCCGGACAUGGCGUCUCCUGAGGUGUUAGAGGAGUUCAGCUCCGGGGAGGCCUGUUCAGGGGGGUGCGGGGAUCUCGGGGACUUCCUGCUGGAGGGGGAGGAGCUGAGCGCUAACUUCGAGCAGGCCGCCAGACACGCCCAGAACCUGGCCCAUGUGGCCACCACCGAGCAACUCCUCUACCUGUAUGCCAGGUACAAGCAGGUGAAGGUUGGAAAGUGCAAUACUUCGAAGCCAGGUUUCUUUGAUUAUGAAGGCAAACGCAAAUGGGACGCAUGGAAGUCAUUGGGCGAUUACAGUCAGCAGCUGGCAAUGCGUGAAUAUAUAGAGACUAUAAAAAAGCUUGAUCCAGACUGGAGCCCAAAGUCAUAUGAGGAUCCUGGUGAAGAGCACAAGGCCGGCUUUGGUGGAAGAGUGGUCAGCUGCCUCUACCAGGCACAGGAAACACUUAGGGAUGAGGAUAAAGACAUCUUUGACUACUGCCGGGAGAAUGACGUUGCACAUAUAUCACAGGCCCUGGCUACAGGGGCAAUUGAUGUGAAUAUGGCAGAUGAUGAGGGUCGCUGCCUUCUCCACUGGGCCUGUGACAGAGGACAUACAGAGCUAGUGUCUAAACUUCUCUUCCAUAAUGCUCACAUAAACUUGCAGGAUUCAGAAGGGCAGACACCUCUGCAUUAUGCCGCUGCUUGUGAGUUUGCCGAAAUAGUAGACCUUCUCCUGGAUCAUGGUGCUGACCCUUCUCUUGUGGACAAUGACGGAUUUCAGCCACACGAGGCAACAGACAGCAAGCCAAUUUCAGAUAUGCUAAAGCAACAUGCCACAUUCGGGGAACAUGACAAGCCCCCAAGCCUUGAAAUUCCAAAAUAAAGCUGACAUGCAAGUCUAUACUCUGCCGUAGUUUCUAGUGUGAUGUUUUUAUUGCUCAGUAUGAACCUUAUGUGUCUGACCUGUCAAUGGUCUCCAUUCAUAUUUGGUCUGUAUUACUUUUAUACAUUCAGGAUCAAAUAAUGAAUAUUAAAGGAAGUGUCUUCAAAACUA